CUUCGUUUUGUUCCCCAAAGGCACGGUUGUUGAUAUAUACCAUUCCGCUGAGUUAAAAAUGGAUCCAUUAUACCAAGAAUUCGGCUGCUGGUGUUUCCCUUUAGUGUUUAGAGCAUUGGAGCCGUGGCAUUGGCAGCUCUUAGUUGGCACUUUGGUGACGUCACGUAAUUUAAUUUAGUGACGUUUUAGACAGUUUUCGAUACACAAUCAUCGCUUCACAUUUGUAAUAUUACACUAAUCAUUAUAGAGCGCCGCGAAGGAUAAAAAGAGUGCGCAGUCAGCCGGGCGUGCCAGUAGUAAAGAUGGCCGCUGCUAGCUUCACUCGGCCUGCGCAAUGGGCAACGAGCCGCGUAACGUCUCAUUGGCGCUCACUCUGCCUUUUGGCCAUCGAUUGCUUUUGCCUUGCCGCUCAGUUUGUUUUGGUUGUGGCGGGAAGAGGCAGCGCCCGGUAAAGGCUGAUAGACGGGGCUGAGAAGCCGGACACAAGCCGUGACCCCAGAGACAUGUGGAGAGGUAAACCCCGGAUAGGGUGUCACUCAGUGUGCCGCUCUAUGUACCGGCAAAUGGUCUGUGCACCAUCACCACUGCAGAGCACUGUGAUUAUUAUUAGUAUUAUUAUUGCUGCCAUUUAUAUAGCGCCAACAGAUUCCGUAGCGCUUUACAAUAUUAUGAGAGGGGGGAUUUAACUAUAAAUAGGACAAUUACAAGAAAACUUACAGAAACGAUAGGUUGAAGAGGACCCUGCUCAAAGGAGCUUACAGUCUAUAGGAUAAAUGUAUUCAGUGUUAGGAGAGGCGCCUUUCCAGCUCCGUCUAUCUAUCCCAGUUUGACAGCAGCCUGUGAGCCGGGGAUGAUUAAUGCCGAUAUGGAUGUAAAUAUCAUGUUGGCUGAUCACUCUCAGCCAUGUGAUGGGUUUCUGCCCUGAAUAAAACAGACACAUGGCUCCUCCAGGAGACUGGGCGCAGUGUAAGUGUCUGAUGGCAUCCAGGUAAGUGUCAAACACUGUUACAGUGUGACCGACUACACCGGGAUGGCACCAUAACCACUGCAGCAUUUAAUAGGACAUGCACACUGUGUCUCUUCUCACAUAGUGUACUUCAGACUAAUGGACAAUAUAUUCCAUGGUAUUUAUAGAUGCUUAUUAGGCUAGAUAGGAUGUAUGUUCAAGACAACCAGAGCUAUAAACGAACAAGUCUUUGUGUGUGUGUGUUUCUGCUUAGGCUGAAACAAACCAUAAAAUUUCACUUCAGGAUUUUAAUAAAAAAGUAAUGCCGUGUUAUUAGAAAGGGAAAGAGAGAAGAAAAAAAAAACCUGGCAAUCCAUAUUUUUCUGAAAAUUUAUGCAGUUGUUAAAGGGACAUUCAAGAUUCCUAUUACUAUUUGACCCUUUUUAUUUUAUUUUACACAAUUUUAUAAAUUAACCUUGUUGCAAUCCCCUGGUUGUCAAUUGGCCCACAGGUUCUGUUAUUUCCUAUUUAUUUAUUUAUUUAUUUAAGCUCAGAGCACCUGCCUUACAAAGACUUCUCAUUGAACUGCAUUAAGAAGUCUGUGAUUGGGCAGGGUUCAGAGGGGAGAGUUUGUAAAGACUGCAGACAAUAGAUUUGCAGCUGUUCUAUACUCACAAUGGGAAAAAUUAAGGCAUGCAUUUUUCAUUAAGGGUAUUUUUACUAUAUAGUGAUAUUUUUUUUUAUUUGGUCAGUGCCAUACAUUCUGUUGUAGUACUUCUGGUUCCUUUAUAGUAGUGCUUCACAAAUUUGCUUGGAUUCUAAAAAAGUUAGGCACCAGGUAUUUUUAAUGAACAAAGCUUAAUUUUCAGAAAACACCAUUCUUAAAGGGACACUAUAGUCACCAGAAAUCAUUACACCAUAAUGGAGUGGUUCUGGUGUCCAUAGCCUGUUAUUACAGGCUUUUAAAUGAAAACACUGCCGUUUCAGAGAAAAGGCAGUGUUUCUAUUGCUGCCAAGUAACACCUCUAGUGACAGUCACUCAGACGGCCACUCUGUGCAAUUCCUAGUCGAGUGCUGCACAGUGUGUAGCCAUGAUGUUCAGCGUCUCCUUCGAUAUGCAUUGAUUGAAUGCAUCUCUAUGAGGAGAUGCUAAUUAGCGCCCAGGCAAUAGCCUCCCAGUGCUUUCCUAUGGGACAGCACUGGCUUGGCUGAGAUCAUCAAGAUUGAUUAUUUCAGCCGUCAAGGUGUCGCGAUGCCAGCGUGUGGGGGGGGGGAGAGACAGUCACAUUAACAGAGACGCACAUAAAUUGACAAACACACCACUCUCACACACUCAGAGAGAAAAAAAAAAUAUAUAUAUAUAUAUAUAUAUAUAUAAAUGGAGCUGCUACAUUUUUAAAGAUGUUCUAAUAAAUUUCUGAAUUUUAACUUUUACCUGAAACCGUGAGUGCUGGCCAUUUUCUGCCUAUGUGUGUAUAUAUAUAUAUAUAUAUAUAUAUAUAUAUAUAUAUAUAUAUAUAUAUAUAUAUAUAUAUAUAUAUAUAUAUAUAUAUAUUUUUAUUAUUAUUUCCAUUUAAAUCCACAUACCUUUUGGGAGGAGAGCUGGAGUGGUACACCUUACCCUGGGGUCCAGUGGGGCUGCUGUAAUCUAUCUGCUCCCUCUCCCAUGCAGUUUAGUGAUGCAAAGGCCGGAGUUACGUCAUAUUCAAGAUCCCAGCAUCACUGCUGGGCGUGUGAGGGAGCAUUGCAGAUGGGUUACAGCUCCCUUGCCUCCUCUGUUUCGCACAACCGGCUGCAUUCUUCAGCUCUCGAAGAGGCGACCUGCCCCCUCUGGUCUCUAUUUGCCAGGAGAAAAUUCCUAGUCGCCGUGGUGACCUGAGAUUUUUGAGCCCUGCUUUAAAGUGAAAUUGCAGUUGUUAAUUAUGCUAUCAAAUGUAUAUAUUUGGGGGGGGGAAAAACUCUUCCAAAUUCUUCAGCAUAGACUCUGUGCCCAAGAAAUUGAUUGGCUAUAAUAGACCUCUUCCUUAUCGAGAAUAGUAUCUAUGAUGCAAGUGCCGUAGUUGCUAGGUUACCAAAGUUACACUGUUCAGACACCGGCAUGCUGGCAAUGAAGUCUGCGUUUUGACGUCAUCGGAAAUGAUUGCCUUGCUUGGGUAAGUGUCCCAAGCAGGCAGAGCAAAGGUGGACUUGAAGUGUUACAAUACCUAUAAACAAAACAGUGCAGCAUUGUUCAAGAUGUGAGUUUAUAUCACAACACUUUUAAAAGGACACUUCAUGCACCAUAACAACGUAAUCUAAAUGAAGUUGUUAUGUUUCCAGGAGGCACGUUUACCUCAAGGGGUUAAACAGUUAUCGAAUGGUUUAACCCCUAAGUUGCCUGACUUGUAAAGAAACGUACCACUUCCAAGCCAGUUUAGAGAAUGGGGAGUUACUGAUUGGCUGAGAGCGGCACCUUUACCCGGCGGCACUCCACACUUCCUGAAUCUGAAAAUUCAGUAGAAUAACUUGAUUUAAAUAAAAUUGUUUUGGUGCUUGGAGUGUCCCUUUAACUGAAUACACCAUGUAUUUUCCUGUCGUAAAUGGCAGUACUGCACAAGUAGUUUGUUCCCUCUUAUGUGGACAAGAAGCUUUGAAAAGAUAUAAACAUUUAAAUAAUCCCGCCUAUCUGCUCAUAAAAGGCAGUAACAUCCUUCCAUCCACAGUUCUUCUUGUCCCGACAACGGGGUGGACAAGACGCUUCAGGACAGACUGAGGCUUACAGGUUGCAGCCAGGGAGAUGUGGUCCCCAAACCUCCCUGGGAGGUGAGCUUAGAGGUACCCUUCCACACAAGCGUUAUGGAACGCAAGUGGAAGGGGGCUUUUCAUUAUGCCGGCAGGAAGUGGGAGAUCCCAGACGCCCCUCCAAUCCAGGAGCAGGCCUUGCGCACAGCAGUGCAACGCACGCCCGGGUUGCCUUGCGUUCCCCUGAAAUGUGCGCGAUCGGAACUUAGAAAAUGUGCCACAAAAUUGGCACUAUAAGCUGUACUGAACAGACUGACAUCUGGGUGGUCGCCAGUAUCUGGUUUACAGUGGCCCCAGCCCUCCCACACGGCAGUGAGGUAUUUUGAGGUGAGAUUUAUUAGUCUCUACUUUAAAAUGCCUCAGCUUUUAUUUCUUAUUCUAUGUUUUUAGUGAUAUUCUUAUUUUAUUUCAGAUAUGUUCAGGCCUGCAUCCCUAGACAAGGAGACAGAAAAAAAAGUCGGUUCCACCUCCAAGGAAGGCUUCAUGUAAAGGUAAACCCCUCUUCUGCUUGGAAUGUGCUGUUCCGCUGCCAGACGGAUGUAGAAAAAAGACGUGCAACCAGGAUGCUGCAGAAUCUUUAGAAAAAUCAAAACAAAAAGAGAUGCAAUUUUUUUUUUUUGAGCUGGUUUCAGGAAAACCUAUCUCAAAUGUUUAAAUAAUUUGGUAAAGCAUGACAGCGGUGCUGUUAAGAUUCCAGAGAAGGAAGAUAAAAAAAAGUAAGCGUUUGAAGUCAUCUUCACAAUCAGAUUUGUCUUCAGGUGAAUGUUCAAAUUCUUCAAGAUCGGAAGUUUCCAGCCUGGAUGAAGGUUUUCCUCCAGAGGAACUUUGGUUAAGGAAGUUUCUGCCUUAUUUCAGGGAAUGGAACCCACUAAAAGUAAGGCAAAAGGUUUCCCUAUUAAUUCCAGAAUUCUGGAGCUGCUCCAAAGGGAGUGGAAAAAUCCUGAAAGACAGGCUUUUGUUUCUAAACACUUUAAAUAGAUUUUUAAGUUGCAAAAUGAAGAAAGAUGGCAAGAUCUACCGAAAGUUGACAUCCAAGUAGCCCAGCUCUCCAAAAAAAACACAAUUCCUAUAGGGAAAUUUCAGGUUUCAGCCUAUGGAUAAGCGUGCAGAAACAUUGUGCAGAAGGGCUUAUCAGGCUGCAGGUUAUCAAUACAAAGCUGCUAUUUUAGGAGUGAGAGUAGCAAAGGCGCAAGGUGCCUGGCUCUUCUUGGAGGAUAUGGUAGCAGAAAAAGCAGACAAAGUCCUGUUGCACUUUUUUUUCUUUUUUUUUUUUUUAACCUUUUACGUCUAUCUAAUGAAUUUAUUCAAGAUAUGACCGAAGAAUGUCUCAGACUUUCUGCCAGAAUCAUGGGUCUAUCAUCAGUAGCCAGGAGGGCUCUGUGGCUCCGAUCGUGGAUGGCAGAUACAGCAUCUAAGGGUUAUCUGUGUGAACUGCCCUUUGAGAGGAACAAACUGUUCGGAUCUACACUGGAAGACAUUAUUAAACAAGUGGCUGAUACUAAAAAGGCCCUGCCACAAGAAUUCAUAUCAUCUAACACCAAGAGGUUUCAGUACAGGAUUUAAAGAUCCUUACGGUUCCAAGAUAAAUCUAGAAGGUUUCGGAAACCAUUUCGUGAAGACAAGCGAGAAUACCCAGCCAAGACAGGUUUUGGCUACCAGAAUUAAAGAAGGAAAUAUUGACGCCACACAAGUUCCAAUGUUGUAUACUCUCGUCAAAAAACAGACAUAAGUUUUCAUCUUAUUCUACACCUAAAAACAAUAAACUCGUGCAUUCCGUACCAACGAUUCCGCAUGGAAAAUAUCCUUUCCGUCACUCAUAUUCUUCAAAAGGGAGAUUACAUGGUGAAAGUAGAUCUCAAGGACGCCUAUCUCCAUGUGCCUACGGCCACAAGCUCAUGAAGGUUUCUCAGGUUUGCAAUAAAAUCAGACAAACAAAAACUUCUCCAUUUCCAGUUCCGGGCACUUCCAUUUGGCCUAUCUUCAGCUCCUCGUAUUUUCACGAAGAUCCUUAUACCUUUAACAACCGCACUGAGAAUAAAAGGCAUUGCCAUCAUCCCUUACUUAGACGAUUGGCUGCUGAAGGCAGAAUCAAUGGAACAGCUGGAAAGGAAUCUUCUGCUUACGACUCAGUAAUUCCAGGCUCAUGAUUGGAUAAUAAAUUCAAAAGAAAUCAGCGUUGUUUCCCACCACACAGAUACUGUUUCUAGGCCUGCUGGUGGAUUCAGUGGCUCAAAAAAAUCUUCUUGCCAAAAAAGAAACUAAGAAGAAUAAAACAAGAGAUUUGUACUCUUCAGAAAAAUAAUCAAUGUUUAGUCAGACAAGCAAUGAGCCGCUUUAGGCCUCCUUACAUCCACCAUCCCGGUGGUAAAGUGGAAAAGAUCUCAGAUCAGACCUCUUGUCCAAAAGAGAUUCAAAUGUCAGAGUAAAAAGUCAACUGAAUUGGUGAAUAGAUUCAAGAUUAAUUUAAAUCAGUCUGUCAUUUAAGCAAAGAAAUUGGGUCACUAUAAAUACAGAUGUAUCAGUGACAGGUUGGAAUGCACACUCUUUCACCUAGUUUCCUGGUCCCAAACUGAAGCUGCUCAGUCUUCAAACUACAGGGAAUUGAAAGCUGUGUGGAAUGCCCUUCUAGAUUUAAAUCUAGAAAUCCGAAAUAAAUCGGUGAGCAUUCAAUCAGACAAUCUCACUACUGUCUCUUACCUGAAUCAUCAGGGCUGUACUAUUUAAUAACACUCAAAAGGCUCUGCGCUCAGAUCAUGGCUUGGGCUCAGAUCGAACUGGAGUCCAUUUCAGCAACUUACAUAAAAUGCUCAGAUAACAUAGUGGCAGACGAUCUGAGCAGGCAACGCUGGAUUCGGACAGGCCCCUUCAUCUAGACACAUUCAAGAUCCUAGUCAGAAAUUUCGGUCUACCAGAGAUGGAUCUUAUGGCCAACAGACUGAGCGCGAAAGUAAGAAACUUUGCUUCCAUUAUGAAACAAGAUCCCUUGGAAAUUCAAGAUUGCGUACAUCUUCUCUCCAGUAGCAUUAAUAGCUCGAAUUGUACAAAAAAACUUCGUAAAAACAAGGCAAGGGUGUUAGCUAUCCUCCCCUAUUGGCCAAACCGGAGCUGGUUUUUCCAAAAUCAAUCAGCUGGCAGUCUUUCGUUGGGUUCUUCCUUACUGGAACACCCAGACGUCCAUAUGGAAACGUUGAUGUUUCGAUUGACGGCUUGGCUGCUGCAAGGAUAAUUCUCAAGGAGCAGGGUAUUUCAGACUCCAUCUGUGACACCCUCCUGUCCCCAACCCAUAAUUCUUACACUAAGAGUUACCUCAGGAUCUGGCAAGAUUUAACAGUGGUGCUUAACAGGAUAUUGAAGAUAGUUGGUCUUUCAUUCCUAGUGUCUCAUCGCUUGAAGUACAAGUUUCUGCCCUAAUUUUAUUGUAAAGGUUUGGCGUCCAACAGGCUUCAUCAUAGAUUCUUUAAGUCUGUUUAUCUAAAACCUCCUCCUCAUAUUUCUGCCUUUCCCACUUGGGAUUUGUCUUUAGUGCUUAAGACAAUGCGCAAUUCCCCCUUCGAACCUUUGCAAGAGAUUUCUUUGAAGAUGUUGACGUUUUAAAACUGCUUUCUUGGUAGCAAUUACUUCGGCCAGCCUAUUGUUCUGCUUUCCUUCUGUCAAGACCACUAUAUGGAAACAGAGAAGAAUUGGCAUUGCCUAGAUGUUAGAAGGGCCGGAUACCUGCUGAUACCUCCGCAGAUCAGCCACUUACAGGAUUUCUGACUAUUUUCAAGGUGGAUUUAAAGGACCACUAUAGUGCCAGGAAAACAUACUCGUUUUCCUGGCACUAUAAUGCCCUGAGGGUGCCCCCACCCUCAGGGUCCCCCUCCCGCCCGGCUCUGGAAGGGGGAAAGGGGUAAAAACUUACCUUUUUCCAGCGCUGGGCGGGGAGCUCUCUGCCUCCUCUCCUCCUCCGAUCCGCCCCGUCGGCUGAAUGCACACGCGCGGCAAGAGCUGCGCGCGCAUUCAGCCGGUCGCAUAGGAAAGCAUGCAUAAUGCUUUCCUAUGGACGCUUGCGUGCUCUCACUGUGAUUUUCACAGUGAGAAGCACGCAAGCGCCUCUAGCGGGUGUCAAUGAGACAGCCACUAGAGGAUUUGGAGGAAGGCUUAACCCAUUGAUAAACAUAGCAGUUUCUCUGAAACUGCUAUGUUUAUAAAAAAAAAAUGGGUUAACCCUAGAAGGACCUGGCACCCAGACCACUUCAUUAAGCUGAAGUGGUCUGAGUGCCUAGAGUGGUCCUUUAAAGGCAGGAUGGCUUCCAGGGCUACAUUAGCCAGAUGGCUCACUGAGGCCAUUAAGUUGGCCUAUAAAAUCAGCAAUGUCUCCCUGCACUUUCCAGCCAAAGCACACUCCACCAGGGUCAUGUCUACUUCCUGCGCGGAGAGGUCAUCAGCUUCUCCAGAAGAUAUCUGUAAAGCUGCUACUUGGUCCUCACUCCACACUGUCAUAAAGCAUUACAGGCUGGACAUAUUCUCCUCCCCUGAAGCCGUUUUUGGUGCUCCAAGCUGUGGUUUACUAAUUACCCACCCACUUGCCUUUAAGGAUCUUGCUAUAUCCCACUUGUGCAGUACUGCCACUUAUGACAGGAAAAACAGUAAUUUUACUUACCAUAAAUUUUAUUUUCCUUAGAGUGGCAGUACUGCAUUCUUUCCCUCCCACUGGAUAAUAAAUUAUAUUUUGCAAGAUUUGGUCUCCAUAUGGUUAUUUAGAAAACUGUGGAUGGAAGGAGGUUACUGCCUUUUAUGAGCAGGUAGGCGGGAGUAUUUAAUUUUUAUAUAUAAUUUUUAAAUUUUUUUAUUUAUUUUUUAUAUUUAUAUUUUCUGAGCUUCUUGUCCAGGGAAGUGGGAACAACCUACCUGUGCAGUUUUCUCACUGAAUUUUAUCCUUUCAGAUGCUGGCAUGUUUUUACCAAAACCACUUAACUAUAUCUGCCUGUAAGAAAAGGCAAAGCCAGUAGAGAAAUAAGGAACCUUUUUAUGACAAACCCUAGCAUCAAUAUGAUUAUAUUUAAAAUAAUACCUGGGAAAAAAUUUCUCUGAACCUUACAUUGCACAUUACUUAUUUGAUAUUGUAAUAAAUUACAAGGGGUGGAAUCCAAUAUUACAUAUAUUUAAAUUGCAAGUAAUGUAAUACAAUUUGGAGUGUAACGGUACAAUAUCUUAGGAACAAUAGAAAUUAUAGCAAAGAUUUGUGAUGCAUAGGUGGUGUAGGAUAUAUAGUGUGGGCAGGAAACCAAUCAAGAUAAAAAUACUGUAAGUGGAAUAAGUUAUGGCAAAAUAUAUGAAUCAAAAUGAUUACAUACUGUUAAAAAAAUAAUGUAAGUAUGUAAUUUGUAAUGGGCAGGGCACCAACAAAAAGGUGGUAAUUGGACAUAAGAGAAGUGAAAGGAACUAACAUAAACUUAAAGGAGCACCGCACUCACCAAUACAACUUUAAAGGGACACUGUAAUCACCAGAAAAAUUACAGUUUAAUGUAGCUGUUCUGAUGUAUAUAGCCUGUCCCUGUAGGCAUUUUAAUGUAAACACUUGCUUUCCAGAGAAAAAAGGCAUUGUUUAAAUUACUGCCUAGGUAUACCUCCAGAGUCAACAUAACGUGCAGUACUGAUGUUCAGCUUCUCUAUGUUCUGCGUGGAGGCACUGAACUUUCUGCAUAGAGAUGCAUUGAGUCAAUGCAUCUCUAUGAGGAGAUGCUGAUUGACACAUAGCUGUGGUUUGCUGCGCAUAUGUGAUAACCUCCCAAUGCUUUCCUAUGGGCCAAUGGGGUAGAGCGUGAGCGGACCAGCGCGACCCUGGAAAAAGGUGAGGAAAUCACUGUUUUAACUGGAGGUAAGGUUGGCCGGAGUAUUCCUGACACUAUAGUGUUCCUUUAAUGCACUUGAUAGACUUUGGCUUUGUAAAUAUGCACUAUGUAUUUAUUUUGUUGCAUGCUCAAGUCUUUAUAGUUUUUACAAAGUCUGCAUUAUAAGUCUGCCAUAUUAGCUUUGCCCACUUUUCUCAUUGGAAUAAAUUUCCAAAUGGACUUAGAAUCAGGUUGUGUUUUUAUUUAUUUAUUUUUUGUAAAUUUUAUUUUUGUAGUGCAUACCAAGAUACACAGGCUUUGAGUGAUAUUUUGUGAGAUCAUAGACAAUAGUACAAGACACAAAACAUCAAGUAAUACCGCACUGUUUAGUAGGGUGAGUAUCAAAAUGCAGAAAACUUGGUCUGUCAGGCUAGGUAUGCUUGGCUAAAUAAAAACCUCGUUAAAUACUAAACCUGUGCAUCAGUAAAGUCUUCUGGACAUGAAUGAAGAAAAUUAUAGAAUAGGUGAUCAAACAUGCUAAACUGCCAUAUGCAACAAAACAUUUAUGCCACUGGGUGCUGGACUUAAUAGAGAAGAGGACAGAGAUCCCUGCAUCAAUAACUUGUUCGUAGCAAUAUAUAGGCAGGAUCUCCUCAGGCAAAGAUGUUUGGAAUCAUCCAAUGCCGCAAGAUACAGUCUGUCACUUUGGUAGGCGUGAUGACAGCUCUCCCCCACAUGUCCUGCAAGAUUAGCCAGACUUUACAUUCAAAAUCCGAGGUAGGGUUGCUGUACCCAGAGUCUUCAUCCCCUUGAGCCCAGACCUUAGGGUGAGCCAAUGUAGUGUAUCCACGGAUUCUCCAUCUCUAUUCGGUAGGGUCGCGGGUUCCAUGAAUCGAAGGGCUCUUCUUGAAUGUAGGCGGCUGGGUGAAGGUACCCCCAGCCUGGUGCAAGGUGGCCAAUCUGACAGAGCAUCUCUGGUGGUCAGAUUAGUAGGCAUAUCUUUGGAGAGGUGUCGGUGGGCAAUGCAGUUCCAAAACUAUUGGAUGAGCUGAUCAAAUUGCUCUUCAAAGCACUCUUUCCAGCUCUGAGUUCCUGGGCCUUUCUGGGACUGUGAAGGCUGUGGCGUGUCGGCUAGUUUAGGACUGUCACAAGGCCUCUGAGUAGGCAUAAGACUCCGCUGAUACAGAGAGGUAAGUUUCCCUAGUGGGGACCAGGAUAACCUUCGCCGUUCCAGAGGGGGAGGGUUGCAGGGCUACAGAAGAGUGUCGGGGCAUCGGCCGCCUCCUUCGGGCAUGGUCGGAUUGUGCAAAUUCUCAACUGAUUGGUGUCGAAGGAACAUUCACAAAUACUCUCACGAUCCAGUGUCGGUCCACCGUAUGUGCAGACCAGAUCCAGCACGGUUUUAGCAUUUACAGCUCAAAUGAAUUUUGACUGUGCUGGAGGUGUGAAGAAACACGUCUGCCCAUCUUGGCAGUAUGCCCUGCCCCCAGAAUCAGGCUUUUGAACAUGUGUUGUACACAGGUGUGGCCCCCAAUUAGUCACAUUGGAAAACACGUUUUCUUACCAUAUUAGAGGUAUUUAAACUUUUUUUUUCAAUUUUGCGGUUUUUACAAUAACAAUAACAGAAAGAGGGUUGUGUUGGUGUUUAAGUCUAUGAAGUAGUGCUGUUUUUGUGCUGUAACUCGUAAAGGUUGCAAAACAUAGGAGUUUUUGUUUUUGGUUUUUUAGUCCUUUUUAUAUAUCCGAUUUAAGUAAUGCUAUUCUGUUUCUUCUUUGUCCCUUAGAUGUCCCUAAAUGAUUAUAACCAAAACACUUGUUAUAGUUUCUGUCACUAGAUGGCAUAAAGAGAACAAAUUUGCAGAAAUUAACAUUUCAUCUGAUUUUAUAGGAAAAGAGCCCAUUAACAAGGAAUUUACCAGUGAUGUAACGCAUACAUUUUAUUCCAAACUAAUAAAAUAUAUUAAUAAUGAUGUGACUUUACUUUCCCAUCUGGGCAGCAUAACACUAAAGUAUCCAUAGAGUGAAGAUGACAAGAUGUGUGCAAGUUUUGUUUGUUUUUCAUUUAUCUACAAUCUUUUCCUUAAAUUUCAAUUUUGUAAAUAGUUUAAAAAAAAUUAUUUUUUUAUUUUUUUUAUUUUGUAUUUUGUCGUGCAGAGUUUAAACAUGUGGGUUUGCACUGCCACAGCAGCUGAUGCAACCAGGUUUGUAUUCACAUUUAAUGACAUGGCAUUAUAGGAAAACAUUGCACUGUUUUUGUUUUGGUUUUUUUAAACCGGGAAAUGAACAGGAUUAUAUCUUAAGUUUCAGAGAAAACAAAGGGAAACAAUAGCUUGGCUCACAGAUGGGCUUCACCUAGUAGUCACAAUGAGAGUAACGAUCAGGCUAGGACUAUACAUUACAGAGUUGGGCUAAUCAUUCCUAUCCCAGAAUCUGACUACACAAGGUUAUGUAAUUAAUAUAGUUGUAAAUGUGCUACGCUAGGUGAGAGUAAAAUAACUGAAAAUUAAUAUACGAGUGGGAACAGGCUAGUUCCACAUGUCUAGGCAGGAAAACACGUUUACCUUGAAUUAAAGAGGCUAGCUAGGCAUGUGGGUUAAGUCACAGUAAAAUAUCGCUAGACGUAGUAGUAUUGCAUGAAUGAGGAGCCACUGAUCUGGGUCACUGUCAUAGUUCUGCAUUACGAAGGAGAUUAACUAAAUGCUAAACACACGAAUGAAAAAUAAAAUCAUCGCUCAUAUUGGGGAGAAGAUGCUUAACAUGAACAGAUUCACCUCUCCGCUCAGUCCCAGUGUCCUGUUCAGCCUAUAACCUCCAAGGGUAGUGCACAGUUAUGUAAUAAAGAAGCAAGCUGUAUGCUAUGUGGCCAAUUGGACUGGUACUGGACUCCUGCCCGGCUUGGAGUUCCCCUCGAGAGCACCAACUUGCGAGGUCUGCCUAUGCUCCGCUUGUGCUGGAGGGUCAUGUGGUUUUUGAUUCUCUGCCAGAGUGAAGCUAUGGCUGCUAGUACAGCUGAGGACCAUGGUGGGUGACUCAGAGGUAUGUAUUUACCCUUUUGCAGAGGAGCAGCUGUGCUUCCCCGCGAGGCCUGUAUCCCGCCCUGCCGCCAUGUUGAGGCUUGAUGCAUUGCCGCAGCUGUGAACUUCAGUUGAAUGGUUGGUUGGAGUUGGCUUGUGUGGUGGGUGGUUGUCCAGGUGGUUCAGAGCUGGUUGGCACAUUCGGUUUUCUUUUUUAAUGUUGCGGAGAGUGCUGGGAGGAACUUCCUUCCAGCAUACCAACCGUGCAGGCUGACAGGACACUGAAUAGGCAACAGAGAGGAGGAGGAGGAGGCUUCUCCUUCAGACUCCCAUCAUCAUCAUCAGCCAGCCCCAGGAAUUCACCUUCAUGCAAACAAAAGUUAUGGGAGCAGAGGAUGAUUAACAAAUGUAAAUUGCAGUGUGUGUAUAUAUAUAUAUAUAUAUAUAUAUAUAUAUAUAUAUAUAUAUAUAUAUAUAUAUAUAUAUAUAUAUAUAUAUACACUGCUCAAAAAAAUAAAGGGAACACAAAAAUAACACAUCCUAGAUCUGAAUGAAUUAAAUAUUCUUCUGAAAAAGUUUGUUCUUUACACAAAAAUAAAAAAAUGGAAAUCAAAUUUUUCAACCCAUGGAGGUCUGUAUUUGAAGUCACACUCAAAAUUAAAGUGGAAAAACACACUACAGGCUGAUCCAACUUUGAUGUAAUGUCCUUAAAACAAGUCAAAAUGAGGCUCUGUAGUGUGUGUGUGUGUGUGUGUGUGUGUGUGUCUGUGGCCUCUACGUGCCUGUAUGAACUCCCUACAACGCCUGCGCAUGCUCCUGAUGAAGUGGUGGAUGGUCUCCUGAGGGAUCUCCUCCCAGACCUGGACGAAAGCAUCUGCCAACUCCUGGACAGUCUGUGAUGCAACGUGACAUUGGUGGAUGAAGCGAGACAUGAUGUCCCAGAUGUGCUCAAUUGGAUUCAGGUCUGGGGAACAGGCGGGCCAGUCCAUAGCAUGAAUUCCUUCGUUUUGCAGAAACUGUUGACACACUCCAGCCACAUGAGGUCUAGCAUUGUCUUGCAUUAGGAGGAACCCAGGGCCAACCGCACCAGCAUAUGGUGUCACAAGGGGUCUAAGGAUCUCAUCUCGGUACCUAAUAGCAGUCAGGCUACCACUGGCGAGCACAUGGAGGGCUAUGCGGCUCCCCAAAGAAAAGCCACCCCACAACAUUACUGACCCACUGCCAAACCGGUCAAGGCAGUGGUAGCGGUCCUGCAGCUGGGUUGUUGCCCUCCUACGGCCUCCUCCAUGUCUCCUGAUGUACUGGCCUGUCUCCUGGUAGCGCUUCCAUGCUCUGGACACUACGCUGACAGACACAGCAAACCUUCUUGCCACAGCUCGCAUUGAUGUGCCAUCCUGGAUGAUCUGCACUACCUGAGCCACUUGUGUGGGUUGUAGACUCCGUCUUAUGCUACCACUAGAGUGAAAGCACCGCCAGCAUUCAAAAGCGACCAAAACAUAAUCCAGGAAGCAUAGGAACUGAGAAGUGGUCUGUGGUCACCACCUGCAGAACCACUCCUUUAUUGGGGAUGUCUUGCUAAUUGCCUAUAAUUUCCACCUGUUGUCUAUCCCAUUUGCACAACAGCAUGUGAAAUUGAUUGUCACUCAGUGUUGCUUCCUAAGUGGACAGUUUGAUUUCACAGAAGUGUGAUUGACUUGGAGUUACAUUGUGUUGUUUAAGUGUUCCCUUUUAUUUUUUUUGAGCAGUGUGUGUAUGUAUGUAUAAGUGUGUGUAUGUGUGUGUGUCUGUAUCUGUAAGUUUAGAACAGCAUUUGUAAGUGUAAAUUAAAUAUAAACAAGCAUAUUUAGAUCUAGAAACAAAUGCUUGAAGUUGCAUGAAAAUGAAGCAUCACAUGACAAAAUGUUAUCGUGGUUUUUGACUUUAUUCGUUGUGUAGUUAACUGUAAAUUCAUGCUUACCCCUUAAGCAGUGUGUUUUGGAGUAAACCAUAUUUGUUUUCUUUAAUUAAUUGAUCUUUUUGAGUUAACAUUUAAAAAGAAAAGUCACUGUCAAUGCAAUUUAUGUUUUUUUUUUUUUUUUUUCGGCUAGGUUACCUUUGAAAACGAAAAAAAAUGUCUGUUGCCCCGAUGUGCUAUGAGACGCAGUUUUUUGAAUUUACACCCCAGACCUGCAUACUCCGGUUGUAUAUAACAUUCCAAGACUAUUUAUUUGAAAUGCUUUUAGUUGUGGAAAGAGUCAUAUUGAAGAAGCUGGAGAGCAUCCCUGGCCACAGGAUUAGUAAAUUCCAUAUCCGAGAGAGCACUGAAAAGUAUCUGCAGUUUGUAAAUGAACGCUUCAAUCACCUAUUCCAGAAAAUGGAAAAAUGUAUUUUACGGCUGGUUUUGCAGGUGCCCAAGAAUGUUGUGUUGCCUGAAGAUAAGGUCCAUACACUAUACCCAUACAGUGCAGAACAACUUAAACAGCUUCAAAAUGAAACCGAGCUGUUACAGAAGCAGUAUAAAGCUGAAACAUUUGCCACUCAGUCCCUUUUAGCUGAGUUGGAAGAGCAGAAAGCAGUCCAGGCUGAACUGGAAAAGGUCAUUGCUUGGUUUGAUGGCCUUGAUACAAUUUGCAGAGAGCAUGGAAACAUUGAUUUGAAAGAAAGCUUUGCCUUUAUGACUCAAACCUCCAAGAAGCUUCAAGUAACAAUGAAAGAAAUCAAUGAAAAAAGCAAGAAAGUUAAACUGGAUUUAUCUUCUGUAACGCCAAUCAAUGUGAGAACAAGGAAAAAAGUCUGACUGUAUUUUUUAAAGACGUGUGUGUGUAUGUGUGUGUGUGUAUAUAUAUAUAUAUAUAUAUAUAUAAAUUUUUUUUAUUUUUUUUUUGUGUGAAUUGUACAAUAAAUGUGAUAUAGUAUUUAAUAUAUAAUCUAACAACUACGUUUUUUAGUUUAAAUAUUUUAUAUACUGUUCUGGCUUAAACAAGUACUAUAAGUAGCAGAGUAUGGCCUUAAAGGUUGUAUUGUAGUAAAAUGAAUUUAACUAUGACCUGUACACAAAACUAUUUCCUUCCUUGUGUGGAUAAUUGUACUUGCUAACAUGUGAAUGAAAUAUUUCCUAAAUCAAGCUGGGCUUCUUUGUGUGUUUUGAUAAAGGAAUAUCUGGGAUCUGACAAAUGUAAUGCAACUUUAAACAGCUUGACCAAUAUCAUUCACCAUGGCACACAAUUGGGAAGCCCACAUGGAUUUAGUUAGUGCUGUAAGAGACUUAAAUUUAGCCAGCCUGUAUUAACAUAGUGCCACAAAUCCAUGAAUGUUAAAGUAUAUGCAUUAUCCUGAGUAAAAUGUAAAACAAGGUGGAAAUAGAAUGUUGACCGUUUUAAAAAUUUUUUUUUACAGCUUUUCAAGUUAGGUUCUGAUGGAAAAUAAAUUAUAUGGGGGUAAUUCCCAAUAGUUCUGUAAAGCGAAGCAUAGCUAUCAUACAAAUUUUGUUAAUGGAGUCCAGCAAAAUAAUUAUAAAGGAUAUGAUUCACCAGCAAGUUUCACUAUGCAUGUAUUGCUUUAAAUAAUAUUUUUAGCAAACAGAGAUUGUUCACUCCCUACUCCUGAAAGGAUUCUUG
Molecule: messenger RNA, 16150 nt
Organism: Pelobates cultripes (western spadefoot toad)
Lineage: Eukaryota; Metazoa; Chordata; Amphibia; Anura; Pelobatidae
Source: the annotation of a GenBank genome assembly